GCAAUGCUUGUCUAUUCAGCUACAAAAUGAGAAGCAUGCAUGUUAUUCUGCAGCUUAUAUCCAUACUAUGCAGUUUAGAGGUGGCUGCCUCACUUUCGGGGGAAAGCAGAAGCUCUUCAGAAAAAGCUUUCCACAGGGGAACGAGAGAACUGAAUGCUCCAUCUCCAAUAGAUUGUAAGCUGAGCAGCUGGAGUGCAUGGGGACCCUGCGACCCAUGCACCCACCAAAGGUUUCGCUCUAGACAUAUUGAAAGAUUUGGACAAUUUGGUGGAACACCAUGCCUGCAGACCUUAGGAGAGACACAAAGCUGUAUUACCAACCAAGUCUGUCCUGAAGAACCAGACUGUGGUACUGACUUUCAAUGUGAUUCUGGCCGAUGCAUAAAGCGACGACUUGUGUGCAAUGUAGAUAAUGACUGUGGAGACUUUUCUGAUGAAGAUAACUGUGAAUCUGACCCACGCUCACCAUGCCGUAACCAUGAUAUUGUUGUGUCUGAAGUUGGACGGACUGCAGGACAAGGAAUCAAUGUUUUAGGUAUGCAGCCAAUGGCCAGCCCAUUUGACAACGAUUUUUUCAAUGGUCUUUGUGAGAGAGUGCGUGAUGGAAACACAAGGACGUACUACCGCAAGCCAUGGAACGUGGGUGUUCUCAUUUAUGAUACAAAAGCAGAUAAAACCUUCACAUCUGAAUACUACCAUGACCGUCUAAAAAUGUUAAAAGAGGUUUACAUAGAAAAAAUAAAAUACUUUAAUUCUGAUCUCUCUCUGAAAUUCACACCUACUGAAGGAAGUAACAAAAGUGCUUCAGAGGGAAAUUUCAAGUAUUACUAUGCCAAGAAUGCAACUUUAUAUUCUGUCCUGACAAGCUCCAAAGAAAGGAACCAAACCUUUCUGCAUGUAAAAGGAAAGAUUCAGCUGGGAAGAUUCCAAAUGAGGAGUCGUGAUGUGCAUCUCACAGAUAGUUUCCUUGAUGAUCUAAACUUUCUGCCUGCUGAAUAUGAUAAGGGACAAUACUUCAAAUUCCUAGAAGACUAUGGAACUCACUAUGCAGUCUCUGGAACUGUGGGAGGAAAAUAUGAACUUGUGUAUGUGCUGGAUACUUAUGCUAUGUCUCAAAUAGGUAUCACUGUAGAAGAUGUGAAAAGAUGCCUUGGCUAUCAUUUAGGUGUCAAUGUUGCAUAUGAAGACUUAGAAGCCAAGGCUAAUGUUGAUAGUGGUAAAUGUGAAAAGAUUAAUGUGAAGGACCACUCAGAACUUCAGGAUGAUGCUGUAAUUGAUGAUGUCAUUUCUUUAGUUAAUGGAGGGAGGAUUGACUUUUCAGUUAAAAUAAAAGAAAUGUUACUGCGAGGAUCCAAAGUGGUUGAUAUAGAGGACUACAUACAGUGGGCUAAGUCUUUGGUUGAUGCUCCAGUAGUGAUAGAGCAACGGCCUUCUCCUAUACAUACACUUGUUCCAGUUAAGAUGAGAGAUGCAUAUUCAAAGAAACAAAACUUGGAAAGAGCGAUUGACGACUACAUUACUGAAUACAGUGUGUGCAAAUGUGAACCCUGCAAAAAUGGAGGCACCCUUGUGCUGGUAGAUGGAGCUUGCACAUGUAUGUGCUCAAGCUACUUCAAGGGAAUUGCUUGUCAGAUUCCCAGAUCUUCAUUAAUUGAAGUUAUCACUGAUGGAGGCUGGAGCUGUUGGAGUUACUGGUCCACCUGCAUCAAUGGAGAAAGCACUCGAACUCGACAGUGUAAUAAUCCUGCUCCAGGACCUGGUGGCAGAUCAUGCCAGGGAGAAAGUAUUGAAAAACGGCCCUGUGAAUAGUUAUGCUGCUCAAAACCAGGAAACAGUAAUGGAUUCCAAACCAACUCUACAAAUCACAGUUUCUGCUACCCAGCAAGCUACCCAAAAACAAUGGAAUGCCAUGAUUUAAAAGCACCUACAGCUUGAAUGAUCACUAAUUAAAAGCAAGUAAUACACCAAUAAUUCUUAAUAGAGAUGAGCUGAUGCUGUGGGUGUGAUCCAUAUUUUAUUUGGCUAUUAUUAAAGCAUGAUUUAUCUUUAUCUUUAUCAGUCAAUGA
Messenger RNA from Calypte anna (Anna's hummingbird), 2065 nucleotides. It is a transcript of the gene C9, whose product is annotated as complement C9. Gene Ontology annotation, biological process: immune response. Lineage: Eukaryota; Metazoa; Chordata; Aves; Apodiformes; Trochilidae. Gene Ontology annotation, molecular function: protein binding. The record is from RefSeq and is a predicted model, not a curated record. Gene Ontology annotation, cellular component: membrane attack complex. Bases 27 to 1808 code for a protein of 593 amino acids. The transcript has 12 exons.